Botrytis deweyae is the source of this 873-nucleotide messenger RNA. RefSeq lists its product as uncharacterized. Gene Ontology annotation, molecular function: protein-N-terminal asparagine amidohydrolase activity; protein-N-terminal glutamine amidohydrolase activity. Bases 1 to 873 code for a protein of 290 amino acids. The transcript is spliced from 4 exons. Gene Ontology annotation, biological process: protein catabolic process. NCBI's taxonomy places the organism in Eukaryota, Fungi, Ascomycota, Leotiomycetes, Helotiales, Sclerotiniaceae. The record is from RefSeq and is a predicted model, not a curated record.
AUGAGAAUCGCUUGUUUACAGUUCGAUCCUCAGGUCGGAGAUGUCACUAAUAACUUCACAAAAGCGGAUGCAAUACUCGCGAAAGCAGAACCGAAAGAUCUCGAUCUUUUAGUAUUGCCUGAGAUGGCUUUUUCUGGUUAUAACUUUUCCUCUUUGGAACAAAUCACUCCUUAUCUUGAGCCGACUACUUCUGGUGUCACAUCUUCAUGGGCACGUACGACAGCUCUCAAGUACAACUGUGUAGUAACGGUUGGUUAUCCUGAGAAGGCUACUGAUGCUUCGAAUGGAUCAUCAAAUUCCGAAUGUUAUAAUUCCACAGUUACGGUAGAUAAGGAGGGUAAGACUAUCGCCAACUAUCGAAAGUCAUUCCUAUACUACACAGAUGAAACUUGGGCUCAUGAAGGAUCUGGCUUUUUCGAUGGAAAUAUCAGGGGGCUAGGAACUGUGGCAAUGGGAAUCUGCAUGGAUUUGAAUCCAUACAAAUUCGAAACUCCUUGGACUACUUGUGAAUUUGCUUGCCAUGUACUUCAAAAGAAGGCAAAUCUUGUUAUUUUGUCCAUGGCUUGGCUUACAAGACAGGAUCAAUUACCUUACGGUCUAUUAGCAAGGGAACCUGAUAUGGAUACAAUCUCUUACUGGAUUGCCAGACUGAAACCUAUCGUUGGAGCUAACAGCACUGAAGAAAUCAUUAUUAUUCUCGCCAAUCGGUGCGGCACUGAAAGCGAAGCAACAUAUGCGGGAACCAGCACAGUCCUAGGUAUCAAGGAUGGCGAAGUUAAUGUCUACGGAAUACUCGGCCGAGGUGAGGAAAAGCUUUUGAUCGUCGAUACUGACGAGUAUCCUAUGGCCAAGAUAAUUUCGGGUACAAAGUGA